Molecule: messenger RNA, 4779 nt
Organism: Corythoichthys intestinalis (scribbled pipefish)
Lineage: Eukaryota; Metazoa; Chordata; Actinopteri; Syngnathiformes; Syngnathidae
Gene: rasa1a
Product: RAS p21 protein activator (GTPase activating protein) 1a
Exons: 26
Coding region: 639-3794 (1051 amino acids)
Biological process (GO): regulation of GTPase activity
Molecular function (GO): protein binding
Source: RefSeq, a predicted model, not a curated record
GGAGUGGGCUAGGGAGGGCUACGGGAGCGAGAGAGCGGGUAAGCCACUAGCCCAGAAACCUGGAAAUCAACGUAAACUUAGCUCGGAACACGCAAGAAAUGUCUACUUUGACAUAGCGAUAUGCUCGGGGUCGCUCGACAACGCACCGCGCCGUGGGUGUAGGCGUCACGAGCGGGUCGUUUCUGGACAACACUCGCGACGAUCGGUCUCCAGAAAACAACAACAGUGGUAAAAGGGGGGAAAAAGACGUGGAUUACACACAGCAGUGUCAAUAAAACAACAACAAUUUGCGAAGGUGAGCACCAAGGAAGGAAAUAGUAUUCAGACGUGAUAUUCUGUUUUGGUGCGUUCAACAUGUGCUUUCUCGGUGUGAACUUUAAGCUCGGGAAACAAUGACGACGUAACGAAGAGAGAGAAGUCAUCAAGUGUCUCGGACCUGCUUAGCUGGGCUAUUCCUGCUUUCGAACGAAUGCGAGGGAAAGCUAACGCGUGCUAGUUAGCUUGGGGGCUAACGGCGUUCUGCUCAACUUUUGCGCUUGUUCCCCGGGAGCCCAAACACUGACGGAGUGUUCUAAGAAAAGAGGGGAAGGGCGGGCUCCCUUCUGGACUUUUCCCCCUCUACAUUCCCCCACGGAACCAUGGCAGCGGAGGUGAGCAGCGAGGAGACCGCCUCGGUCACAACGGGGACAGGCGGAGGAGGCCCGGAGACGGCCCCUUUCCCUGUCUAUGCCAGGUCAACCAGACCGAGAGUGUCGGAUUUGGGAGCGGUGCCGGUCCUCCGCCAACACUCCAACACAUCACCGGACUCUCUCCCGGACAUGAGUCUGAUUUAUCCCAUGUCGAGUGGGGAUGUCAGUGGAGCAGCCCUGUGCACAGCAGGGAGUGGCGGAGGUGGACAUUCGCUUUUCCAAGGAACAAGCUCAGGGAACGUGGGCGGCAUGUGCGGCUCUCCCACAUCGGAGGCACCGGCCUGUCGGAUUUCGCCUACAUCGGACGGGGUGACCGAGUUCCCCCCACUACCUCCCCCUCCUCUUCCCCCUCCAGGAUGUGGCGGUACGGUGGAUGAAAGCGACCUCCAAGAUGGACCGGAGUACGAGGAGGAAGAGGUAGCCUUCCCCCUCUCUGCACCGCCUACAAACCAGUGGUACCAUGGCAAGCUAGACCGAACCAUAGCUGAGGAGCGGCUGCGCCAGGCCCGGACCCAUGGCAGCUAUCUCAUCAGGGAGAGUGACCGCCGGCCCGGUUCCUUUGUUCUGUCUUUCCUCAGCAUGACCAACGUGGUAAACCAUUUCAGGAUAAUUGCCAUGUGUGGAGACUAUUACAUUGGCGGGAGGCGGUUCUCAUCCUUAUCAGACCUGAUUGGUUACUACAGCUAUGUGUCUUGCCUGCUCAAAGGAGAAAAGCUGCAGUGGCCUGUGGCCCCUCCUGAGCCUGUAGAAGACAGGAGGAGAGUAAGAGCCAUACUGCCAUACACCAAAGUGCCAGAUACUGAUGAGAUCAGCUUCUUGAAGGGAGACAUGUUCAUCGUUCACAACGAACUGGACGACGGCUGGAUGUGGGUGACCAACGUUCGGACGGAGGAACAGGGCCUCAUCGUGGAGGAUCUGGUGGAGGAGUGCCGGGAAGAGGAUCCACAUGAGGGAAAAAUCUGGUAUCAUGGAAAGAUCACCAAACAAGAGGCCUACAACCUGCUGAUGACAGUUGGCCAGGUGUGCAGUUUCCUUGUGCGACCAUCUGAUAACACACCCGGGGACUACUCCCUCUUUUUCCGCACCAAUGAAAACAUCCAAAGGUUUAAGAUCUCACCAACCCCCAACAACCAGUACAUGAUGGGAGGGAGGUACUAUAACAGCGUUGACGACAUCAUCGAGCAUUAUAAAAAAGAGCAGAUUGUCGAGGGUUACAACUUGAAAGAUCCUGUUUCAGUACAGAACCAGGAACAAGUUAUCACUGACACGGUGGAUGGGCGAGAAAUUUACAACACAAUCAGACUAAAACCAAAAGAUGCGUUCUACAAAAAUAUUGUUAAGAAAGGCUACCUCCUCUUUAACAAAGGCAAAGGCAAACGCUGGAAGAACCUUUACUUCAUCCUGGAGGGUAAUGAUGCCCAGCUAAUCUACUUUGAGAGUGAGAAAAGAGCCACCAAACCCAAAGGGCUCAUCGACCUCAGUGUGUGCUCUGUUUAUGGUGUGCACGACAGUCUAUUUGGCAGGCCAAACUGUUUCCAGGUUGUUGUCCAGCAUUUUAGUGAAGAGCAAUAUAUUUUCUACUUUGCUGGCGAGGUUCCAGAGCAGGCACAGGAUUGGAUGAAAUGCCUUCAAACAUUCUGCAGUAAUUUACGGAAAACAACUCAGUCCACCCCCAACAAAAGGCUGAGACAGGUGAGCAGCCUGGUGCUCUAUGUGGAGGAGGCCCAUAAGCUACCAGUGAAAUACUUCACCAACCCCUACUGUAACAUCUACCUGAACAACGUCCAGGUGGCCAAAACGCACCCGAGGGAGGGGCCGAACCCCGUCUUCACUGAGGAGUUCAUUUUUGAUGAUCUCUCGAGUGAAAUCAACAGAUUUGAGAUCAGCCUUAGCAACAAAACGAAAAAGAGCAAAGAAAGUGACAUUUUAUUUAUGCGCUGCCAGCUGAACCGUCUGCAGAAGGGCCAGAUGAUCGACGAGUGGUUCCCUCUCAGCUCCCACGUGCCUCUAAAGGGCAUUGAGCCGGGGUCCUUGCGCGUACGCGCACGCUAUUCUAUGGAGAAGAUCAUGCCCGAAGAAGAAUACAGCGAGUUUAAAGAGAUGAUACUCCAGAAAGAGUUCCAUGUCAUCUACGCUCUGGCCCACGUAUGCGGUCAGGACCGCACCUUACUGGCGAGCCUUCUCCUUAGGAUAUUCAGACACGAAAAGGCUGAAGCCCCACUUCUCAGGACUCUGAAUGACAGAGAGAUUAACAUGGAGGAUGAAGCUACAACGUUGUUCCGGGCCACCACACUGGCCAGCACGCUAAUGGAGCAGUAUAUGAAAGCCACGGCUACGCCUUUCGUCCAUCACGCUCUGAAGGACACCAUUCUCAAGAUCAUGGAGAGCAAACAGUCCUGCGAGUUGAAUCCUUCCAAACUGGAAAAGAAUGAGGACGUCAACCUGAACCUGGCUCACCUCCUCAACAUCCUGUCCGAACUGGUUGAAAAGAUCUUCAUGGCUGCCGAGAUCCUUCCGCCGACGCUUAGAUUCAUUUAUGGCUGUUUGCAAAAAUCCGUGCAGCAGAAAUGGCCCACUAAUACCACCAUGCGGACCAGAGUUGUAAGUGGUUUUGUCUUUCUAAGACUUAUCGGUCCUGCAAUCCUCAAUCCUAGAAUGUUCAACAUCAUUGCUGACCCUCCAUCUUCAACAGCCGGCAGGACCCUCACACUGGUGGCAAAGUCUGUUCAGAAUCUCGCCAACCUGGUUGAAUUCGGUGCUAAGGAGCCUUAUAUGGAGGGUGUGAACCCUUUCAUCAAAAACAAUAAGCAUAGGAUGAUCAUGUUUCUGGACGAGUUGGGGAAUGUUCGCGAUCUCCCCGAAACCACAGAGCACUUUAGGACAGAUCUGUCCCGAGACUUGGCUGCAUUACAUGAGCUGUGCGCCGCGCACUCCGACGAACUUCGGACACUCAGUAACGAGAGGGGGGCUCAGCAGCACGUGUUAAAAAAGCUGCUGGCCAUUACGGAGCUCCUCCAACAGAAGCAGGCUCAGUAUGCCAUGUCCAACAGCAACAGGACAGAGUGCACCAUCAUGUCACUGGCAGCCGCCAUCCAAGUGAUGUGAAUGCCACCUGAGACUCAAAAGUGCCAGCCUGAAGUCCGCUUGUCCUUCUCAGCAUGUGGCCUACUAUCUCCAUAGUUCAAAUGCAAUAUGGCCGCCCUCCCUCGAGCGCGGGAACACAUUUGCUGCGUACGUGAACGUCGUCCUUCCAAAGCCUUUCCCGAAUAUGCGUUAGACGCCGUGUUGGAACGAUCGAUGAUGGACCUGAGCUACAGUCAGCUGCAAAUCUGAUUGAACUCCUUUGAAUAUGGAUUUUGGGGGGCAACCAAAGCACUGAAGUAGCAUCAUCUGCAGUCAUCAGGGAAUUUGAACACGACUACACAAACCGCCUUAAGUCCCCUUUUUACACACCGUCCAUCCCACGACACUUGUUUGAACUAUUUCUUUUGUACGCAGCUUUGUCGAUAGAGGAUCAAAAUGUGUUUGUAUGACAUAGAAAGCUAGUCUUGUUUAGGAAAUGUGUGUGUCUAACCUGUCUUUUGCAUGUGUUCAUCACCACUCUUCACUUCAGCGGGGUACAGGUGUAGCAUAAUUUAUCCAGCUUACCCAAAUCAAGUACGCUCGCAACUUUUACAUUUGGAGGAAUCCAGAUAACUAACAUAGCACAGCUAACACAAUUAACCAUGUCUACUGAAGAAACAGACUUAACUGUUAGCAUGCAAGAGAAUACCAAGUGUUACGGAAAUCGAGUGCUAGCUGAUUAAAAUCAACUAUGUUCUACAUAAAAAAAUAUAUUAAUAGGCCACUGUAACUAUCAAUAUUAAUUAGAAAAUACGAUUUAGCUUUGCUUUGGUAGGUAAACCCCUUGGGGUCCAUUCAUAUUGAUUUGGAGCACUUCGGGGUCAUUUCCUGUUAAUAUCAGGCCACUUCCUGUCAGUGGAAUUGACAUGCAUGGGCUCCAAAGGCAUUGAUGUACAUUGUUGUCAAUGGAGUGGACAUAAAUGAGCAUCACUGGCAUGGAUGUACAGUUGUGGUCAAAAGUUUACAU